GAAAAACAUUCAAUAAUUUAGUCAGUUCUUACAUCAGUGUGGUCGUUGAUACUCGUUUUUGAAAACUUUAAAAUGUUAAAGCUUUCCGUAAUUCAAUUAUUUAUUAUUGGAGCAUUUUUUAUAGUCGCAGUGCAAUCCAGAAUAUGUAGUAAAGAAGUAGUUAAAACGCGCCCGGUGGUUGAACCUGUUAGUAUAUUGUCAAAUGGCCGACAUUAUAUGGACGAGGAUGAAGUGACUCCAAAAACAUUAUCUAAAUCGAAGAGGAGGUAUGAAAACGUAACCGUCACGAUCACAUAUUGUUGUAGAGAAGAAGAUGACACAGAAAUCAGUUUAAAAGAAUGCAUAAAAGACUGCAAAGCAAAUUGUAUGUUUGGCCAGUGCAAGAAAGGAAGUUGUGUAUGUAGCUACGGGUUCAAAUUAGUCAACAAAAACUGCGUCUCAUUCUGUGACCUCUGCAUAGAAUCAAAUGGGACGUGUGACGGUUUGAUAUUAUGCCGGUGUAAGUCUGGAAGCUAUGUGGGCCAACCAUGUCCAUUUCCUGAUGAAUAUCCUAAAACGACUACGGAAUAUUUGGGAGAUUUCAGAGACACUGAUGAAGAUGUAGCCUUUAUGAGGUAUUUGUGGGCGAAAUUAAAUAACGGUUCUAUACCAUCAGGAUCUGAGAUUGCUCUGGACGAUUAUGAUCGCUUUGGAGGUUCGAACCACACGAAUAAUUCAACGGAACCUUCAACGACUAUUGUACCUAUGAAUACGACGAUAGCUCACAGUAAUAAUGAAACAACAGAAAGCGUAAGAACAACUACAUCAUCGGUAAAUAUUACACGAGAUACAAGUGAGCAGUCUACUGCCGCCAAAGAUGUUGCACCUAUUUCAACCGAAGACGCUGUCACAGGUCAAAGUAACUCUACCGACUUAAAGCAGGGUUCAGCAACAUUCAAGUUUCAGCAAAAUGGCGUGUCUAUAUUAAUUGCAAUAAUAUUCGGUAAUCACACGUGCGGAAAUCAAGAUAGUUUGUUGGUGGAUGCUCCAAGUAGUAAUUAACUAUUAGAGAUAAUAAUAAAAGGUAAUUUCCUCGGAAUUUUGGAGCCUUUGAGAGGAUUUUUAAUUUUAGUAUGGUAUACCUACAUAUAUUUGUAUUAUAUGUAUUUUAAAACAUUUUUUAAAAAUAAAUGUUACAUUAUUAUCCAUUCAACAUUAAUUCCAUCACCUUAACGAGACUUAAUAGUCGUAAUAACGUAAUAAAACGUAUAAGAUUCCAAUUAAUCUAUAUGUUCACAUCAGAAUCCUACUACUGAUAUUAUAAAAGGAAGCCUGUAUGGAUGUCUUUUCCCUUUCACACAGAAUAUCACACUUGGCAGUAAUUAAGCUAUACAUCAGAAUAACAUACAAUAGGAAAGAUAGCAGAUUGAAACAUUUUUUAAAUUGAUCCAGUAAUUUCUGAGAUUUAUUUUUAUAUAUUUCUAAAAAAAAGUCGUGUUAGUUACUCAUUUUAUAACUCAAGAAUGUCUGAACCAUUUAAGCUAAAAAUAUAUAGAAGAGAAGAUAGCUUAGACACGGGAAAAGGACAUAGGGGAGUUUUUGUUACCAUCCGGGAUGCGGGAGAAACCGCGGGCAGAAGCUAGUAAUUUAUAGAGGUAGAUACCUAGCCAAUAGUGUUUUGUACUUUUAAACAAAAGCAGCAAAACAUUAAUGCUGCGGAAUAAUUUGCUACCAUGGUGAUAUUAUUUUGGCUUAUCUAUCAAACGCCAGGAUGUUGAAAAUUUUUAUCAUUAACACCAAAAUUAUUCUAUUGAAGAUACAAAUUUUGGCAGUUCAUACUUGAGUGUAGCCGUUACUACACGGUUUUAAAAACUUUAAAAUGCAAAAACUUUCUCUGGCUCAUCUUCUUAUUAUAGGAGCAUUUUUGAUAGUUGCAGUGCAGUCCAGAAUAUGCAGUAGAAUAUCUACUAAAACCUCAUUAACCGUCGAAGGACAUAACAAUCCAGGAGAUGUAGGCUCCACUUCAAAACCAUCACAUAAACAAAAGAUCAGGCAUGCUAAGAGAACCCACAUGAUCACUUAUCAUUGUAGCGAAGAAGAUUACAACGAAAUCAGUGAAGCAGAAAGCAAAGGUAUAAACUGUAUAGACUGUAAAUAUUGUUCCGAAGAUGGAACUUGUUUUUGUAACUACGGGUUAUUGAUAAAUAACCCUUGUGUAAAUUUUUGUGAGAUAUGCAAUCAAAAUGGACGUUGUGUCGUCGGUCCAUUGGGAUGCGAAUGUAAGACUGGAACUUAUUAUUUCCGCGAAGCAUGUCCACUUUCAGGUGUAAUUAAUUCUCCAACGGCAAGUACACAUGCAGAUUUAUACAGUACCGUGUCAGGUAAUGUUGAAUCCAGUACAGUGCGAGCUGAGAAGAGUAAAGUUAAUAUUAAUGAUCGUUUAAACAACACGAGUAACUCAACAGGAUCUUUGACAUCUAAUGAACCUUUGAAUUUGACGGAAUCACAAGGUUAUGAUGAAGUAACGAAAAGGAGUUUGAAUGUUACAACACUUGAGUCUGACCAGCCUCAUCAAGUUGUUAAGCCUAUUUCAACAGACAGUGUUGUCAGUAACAAAAACAACUCUAAUGGAUUGGACCAGGCACCAGUUGUAUCAAGGAUGCAGCAAAAUGGGAUGUCUAUUAUUAUUUCAAUAAUACUAGGUAAUUAUAAGUGUGGGAAUCAAAAUACUUUGUUGGGCGGUUGUUCAACAGGUAAUUAACUUCUCGUGAAACCAUAUAAAGUUAGUAAGUAACCAAGGCAUGGAGACGACAGUCGCGACCUGGAGACGGUUCUAUAGCGAUCCUGGCACAUCACUAUAAUUAGGUUUUUCGGAUGUUAACUUCAUACAACUUGGGAUUCAUGUCAUGUUUUUGAUCCUUAAAGAUUUUUUAUUAUAAAUUCUGUCAAUAAGUGGGACUAUACCGAGUCGUAAAUCUUGUAAACGUGGAUGCAGAUGUUGCGCUACGAACAGCGCACAAUCCAUGCCUCGGCUUGAGGCGUGUGUUAAAAAAUAUACCAACGUAUGCUCGGGUUGAACCAUCUCUCGUGGCGCAAUCCUUAGCAAUGUCUAGAUCCACCUUAACUGUAAUGCGGAUGGAUAACUAUUUGACAGACAUAUUAUUUUUUUUAUUCCUCUUCUCAAGAGGCUAAAUAAAUGUAGUAUUAGUUUUAAAGCAUGUGUGUAUCUACGAAUAUGAAUAUGCAGGAGACUCUGAUGAAUGUAAAAUUGGAGUGGAUAUAUGUAUUUAUAAGAAUAUACUUAGAUGUAUGGAUUUAGUAGAGUGGUGGCCUAGUGGGCAAAGAACCAACCUCUCGAGUAUGAGGGCGCGGGUUCGAUUCCAGGUCAGGCAAGUACCAAUGCAACUUUUCUAAGUUUGUAUGUACUUUCUAAGAAUAUCUUAGACACCAAUGACUGUGUUUCGGAUGGCACGUUAAACUGUAGGUCCCGGCUGUCAUUGAACAUCCUUGGCAGUCGUUACGGGUAAGUAGUCAGAAGCCAGUAAGUCUGACACCAGUCUAACCAAGGGGUAUCGGGUUGCCCGGGUAACUGGGUUGAGGAGGUCAGAUAGGCAGUCGCUUCUUGUAAAGCACUGGUACUCAGCUGAAUCCGGUUAGACUGGAAGCCGACCCCAACAUAGUUUGGGAAUAGGCUCGGAGGAUGAUGAUGACUUAGAUGUAUGGAUUUAUGAC
Helicoverpa armigera (cotton bollworm) is the source of this 3711-nucleotide messenger RNA. RefSeq lists its product as uncharacterized. The transcript is spliced from 10 exons. Bases 1859 to 2740 code for a protein of 293 amino acids. The record is from RefSeq and is a predicted model, not a curated record. NCBI's taxonomy places the organism in Eukaryota, Metazoa, Arthropoda, Insecta, Lepidoptera, Noctuidae.